CUGUGACACACCACUAAAAUUAAAUCCUCCUUAAACCCUUUCUUCAGCCACCUCAAAGACGGUUCUCAUUCUCAUAAUACCGGCGCAAUCCAAGUCGGUAAAACUCCUUCCUCAAUUCCAUUCAUGCUAUUUAAAAGCUCACCGUCUUCUUCACCCGAAACCCUAACCCUAAUUCCGGUUUUCUUCCCCCACGAGACCAAACCAAAUCUCUCGCAAGAAUGGCGACUCCUUCUCACGCUCAGGCCGUCAAGUCGCUCAACAAAUCAUCCGGCCGCCAACGCUUCGUUUUUAAGACUUUUUCUCAGAGAAUAGAAGAUAUCGAUAUCGAUGUGUACCGGAGUCUUGAUAAAGUUAAGUCCGAGCCGUCCGAGGGCUCGUCUUUUUUCCGGGACUGCCUCGCAGAAUGGAGAGAAUUGAAUACUGCUGAGGAUUUCAUCUCUUUUUAUGAGGAAAUGUUACCCUUGGUGCAAACAUUACCUUUGGUGAUAGUGCACAAGGAAACUAUCAUGCUAGAACUUCUUUCGAGAUUACAGAUUAAAGCAAGACUUUCACUUGAGCCUAUUCUCAGGCUAAUUGCAGCUUUAUCUAGAGAUCUUCUCGAGGAGUUUCUGCCUUUCUUGCCAAAUUUUGCCGAGUCUCUAGUUUCUCUCCUUGAAAGUGGUGCAGAUAGGGAGCCAGAAAUUAUCGAGCAGAUUUUUACAUCCUGGUCUCAUGUUAUGAUGUAUUUACAGAAAUAUCUUACAGACAAGCUUGCAUACAUACUCAAGGUUACUCUGAAAUUAAGGUACUACCCAAAAGAUUAUGUCCAAGAUUUUAUGGCAGAAGCAGUUUCCUUUUUGUUCAGGAAUGCACCUAUUGAUCAGCUUAAACAAGGUGUCUGGAAGAUCAUGCUUGAAGUAGUCAAGAAACCCUUAGCUACCAGAAAGUAUGGAGUCAGUUUCUUACUUUGUUAUGCUAUGAGAGGAACCUCAUCGAGGCUUCAUUCUAAAGUAGAGAGAGUGUUGUUGUUAUUGAUGAGUGAUCCAGUACUCAAUAUUGGCGAUAAAUUCAGCCAAGGUUCAGAAAAUGUUGUUGAAGUGUUGAUUCUUGCGUUUCAAAGAUUGUGCGAGGUGACCGAGCGGAAAGAAUUGAAUUUAAUGUGGAAAUGCUUAUAUGUAGAAAUAAUUGAUUCUGUAAAAAACAAGCUCUUUAGGCGAUUAGAUCACCUGUUAUCGCUGCUAAUCUCUACCGUUCAGAUUAAUGAUGGGAGAGGGGUUUCUGAUUACCGACCAAUGGUUGAUGUCCUCGCAUUGCUUUUAGAAACCUUGAUAUUACCUUCUGGCAUCACAACGAAUGAGGAUCAUUUACCUGAAAUUUUUGAUAAGGUUCUAGAAUUGAUGCUUUGCACUCUCGAUGUGCUGCACAAUUACGAUGAUAUGUCAACCAUCUCCGAAUGUUCAUUGCUAUGGGCUCCAAUAUUUGAAUUAAGGAGCUCCAGUUUGUUGCCUUUCAUUCGGAAACUACUACUGAAGGACCUCUCCAUAUUGAAUUUCUUUAGAGUUAAUAUAUUAAGUGCCUUGAGUGACUUGAUCAAAACUUCACAAGAAGAAGUAGUAUAUCUAUUACUUUCUUUAUUUGAGAGGCAAAGCGUGGAAGAAAAAAAUGUCAUCUUAGGUCGAGUUUCUGAAGAAAGAGUUCUGAAGAUUCAAGAUUUUCUGCGGAGGGAUAUCCACAAGUGGAUAGGGGCGAUAAGUGAUAAUGUGCCUUUUAAUUCAUCGUCAGAUCAAUUACUUGGAACCAGCUUACCUCUGCUGUGGGCAACUGUUAAAUGUGUUCCGUUCUUGCUAGAUCCUAAAGCAGAUUCAUCCCUGCUAAUUGAUUUAGUAGAUGCAAUUGAUCAUUGUCUAACAAUUAAACCUGAUACUGUUUCUGGUGUCCCUAACAAAAGAUGGCAAGGCAUAAUUGGCACUGCUAUUAGUUCCUAUUCCAAAAUGCAUCACGGUGAAGAUGGAUUUAAUGAAACAGGCAAAAUUUUAAGUCUUGCGAGAAGGCACAGAUCAUGUUUGCAAGUACUAUCUGCUGUUGCUGAUUUUUUGGAUUCCAUAAAUGGGCCAAUGACGGAAGCUGACUGCAGCUCUCGAACAUAUCAUUCAGAACUUAAAGCAGACAAGGCAAUAGAUGCAUUAAGUCUAUUUGGUGACAAUUUGUACCUCUCAGAGAAGGGGCUCCGCACUGCAUCUCUUAAAAUACUGUCUCACUACGAACCUUUGAUCUGUGAUCAUUUCACAGAAGAUCAGCCUGUUCAGAAGAAAUUGAAAACUGAAGCUUCUCAGAUUUUCCAUACAGAUAGCCAACACUUUAACGUUCUGCAGCUUCUUCUCUUGAUUGAGACAACUCCUCUUUCCGUAUCUACCAGCAGGACAGUAACCCUGUUAAUCUCUAAAGUGCACAUGGCCCUCUCUGCUGGAAGGAUAGCCGAAGCUUAUGUGCCUCUUCUCUUGAAUGCACUGAUUGGUGUCUUUCAUAACCGGUUUAGCCACCUUUGGGAUCCAACAUCUGACUGCCUUGCAGUUUUACUAAGCCAUCAUGUAAAACUUGUGUGGGAUAAGUUCCUUAGUUGUUUUAUGCAAAUCCUCUCCACGUCCCAUACAUUGAAUGAUCAACUUGAUAAAAUCAUCGCUAAAUCCUCUGACAAAUCUAGUGAUCUUGUUGAGCGCUUUAAUUUGUUCAUUAAUCCUGCUUCUGAUAGCACGCCAUUGGCAACAGUAUUAUCAUUGUUGCUCAAAUCUUUGCAAAGGAUUCCAAGGAUUGUGGAUUCUCAUUCUCGAUCUAUAGUACCUUUGUUUUUAAAGUUUUUGGGCUAUGAUUGUGAUGAGCCUACAAGUGUGGGAUCGUUCAAUGCACUAGUUUGUAGAGGCAAAGAGUGGAAGAGUAUCCUGAAAGAAUGGUUAAGUUUGCUGAAGUUGAUGUGGAAGUUUUGGUCCUCUAAUUGGAAUCAGUCCCUUAAAAGUGUACUGGAAAAUAGGCUUCUGGAUGCAAAUGAUCCUGAGAUACAGAUGAAGGUUCUUGAUUGCCUGUUACUGUGGAGACACGAAGAUAAAGAUGAAGAGAAUCUCCUGGUAGUAUAUAGUCAGCAUCUGAAAAACUUGAUCAGCUUCAGUAGUUUCAGAGAGGAAAUAACGAGGUGGAGUCUGUCUAGAGAAUCUAAGCUUAUUAAUGAGAAUCACAGAGCUUAUCUUGUACCUAUAGUGAUCCGUCUUUUGAUGCCAAAAGUCAGGAAGUUGAAGAAGCAUGCCUCUCGAAAGCAUGCAAGCAUAAAUUACCGAAAGGCGGUUCUUGGUUUUCUAGCUCAGCUUGACGUUGCUGAGCUUCCUCUUUUCUUUUCAUUGUUAAUAAAGCCCCUGCAAAUUGUUCCAGUGGGCGGUGAUGGUACAUCUGACUGGUUUUGGACUUCAUCAAUAAGUUCUAUAGACAGGUUUCAAGCUUCUGAGCUUCUCAAGUAUUUCAGUGUGGAUAACAUAACAGCACUUUCUUGGAAGAAAAGAUAUGGUUUUCUUCAUGUGAUUGAAGAUGUUCUUGGAGUUUUUGAUGAAUUGCGCAUCCGACCUUUUCUUAAUUUUUUAGUGGGAAGUGUUGUUCGAAUAUUGGGAAGCUGCAGUUAUAGUCUUGAUGCUGCAAAGGGCAAUAUUUCCUCUUUGGAUGAAAGCGAAUAUGGCUCCAAGCUAAUUUCAGUUGAAAGAGACAAUACUGAAGGAAAUAUUGUCCAGACCAUCUCGACGCUAAAGCAAUUAAAGGAAUUGAGGUCCUUUUGCCUGAAAAUUGUAUCUGUUGUCCUCAAUAAGUACGAGCAUCAAGAUUUUGGUGAUGAUUUCUGGAACCUUUUCUUCGAGUCAGUGAAACCUUUGGUCGACAGUUUUAAGCAGGAGGGUUCUAGCAGUGAAAAACCUAGUUCACUCUUUUCUUGCUUUGUUGCAAUGACUAGAAGUUGGAAACUUGUGCCGCUUCUGUACAGAGAGAAGAAUCUUGUACCUGACAUAUUCUCAAUUCUAACGGUUACGUCAGCAUCAGAAUCUAUUUUAAGAUGUGUUCUUAAGUUCAUUGAGAACCUAUUAAAUUUAGAUAGUGAGUUGGAUGAUGAAGACAAUGAUGUAAAGAGAGUUCUACUUCCAAAUCUCGAGGCUCUUAUUAUUAGCUUGCACGGUUUUUUUCAAAGUGAAAGUGCGAUCAAGAGGAAAUUGGUCAAAUGCCUGGGUGAGACAGAGAUGAAGAUUUUCAAGUUAUUGUCCAAAUAUAUAAAGGAUCCGUUUCUAGCCAGGAAGUUCAUUGACAUUCUGCUCCCAUUUUUAGCAAAGGGAGUUCCAAAUUCAGAUGGUUCUCGUCAAGCUGUUGAAGUCAUACAGGGUUUGAUACUGGUCUUAGGAAGUGAGAUUACAACAAGAGUCCUGAAUGCCAUUUCUCCAUUGUUUGUUUCUGUGGAUCGGGAUGCGCGGCCGUGUCUUUGUGAUCUUCUUGAAACUGUUUCUCAAGUGGACCCUUCCACACACAUCGUGGCCAAACUUCUCCAUGACUUGAAUGCAACCUCUGUUACGGAAGUGGGUGGCCUUGAUUAUGACACUAUCAUCAAUGCCUACGAAAAGAUUAAUGUUGAUUUCUUUUAUACUGUUCCUGAGGAACAAGCGUUGCUUGUUUUGUCUCAUUGUGUGUUUGACAUGUCAUCUGAAGAGUUGAUCUUAAGGCAUACAGCUUAUAAGUCAUUACUUUUGUUUGUUGAAUUUACUUCCUUAAUUCUCGGUGAAGUUGAGGAUGAUCUUGAAAGGCCUUGUAAGAGAACUAAUGAUGGUUAUUGGACAAGAGGGUCCAUUAAGCGCGUAAUGAGCAAGUUUCUCUUGAAGCACCUGGGAAAUGCAAUGAAGGGAGAAGCUUCUGUUAAAAAGGAAUGGAUUAAUUUACUUCGGGAAAUGGUGUUAAAACUUCCAAAUAUCGCAGACCUUAACUCCUUGAAGUCUCUUUUUGAUGAUGACGCUGAAGUAGAUUUUUUUAACAAUAUCGUUCAUUUGCAGAGGCAUAGAAGAGCGAGAGCAUUGUUACGCUUCAGGAAUGCUAUAAAUUAUAGCCCUAUGGCAGAGGACAUAAUACGUAAAGUAUUUGUACCACUCUUUUUCAAUAUGCUAUUUGAAAUGCAAGAAGGAAAAGGUGAACAUGUCAAAAACGCAUGUAUAGAGGCCCUUGCUUCAAUUUCUGGCCAAAUGAAAUGGAACUCAUAUUAUUCUAUGUUGAUGAGAUGCUUUAAUGAGAUAAACUUGCAUCCAGAUAAGCAGAAGGUUUUAUUACGGUUAAUUUGCUCUAUUCUGGAUCAGUUCCAUUUCUCAGUAACCACGGAUGCAUUUGACAAUGCUUCUGAUCCUGGAACCAUUUUGUCUGGUUCUUUGGUUACAUUACAUAAGUGUAGUGGUUCUGCUUUAGUAUCUGAGAUACAAACUUCUCUUCAGAAAGCUGUUCUUCCAAAGGUACAAAAGUUGCUGGAGUCUGAUUCUGACAAGGUCAAUGUUAACACCAGUCUUGCUGCACUGAAGAUAUUAAAAUUGCUUCCGGGAGACAUAAUAGACUCACAGCUUCCUAGUAUCAUUCAUCGUAUUUCAAACUUUCUGAAGAACCGUUCUGAAAGUAGUCGUGAUGAAGCUAGGUCUGCUUUGGCGGCUUGUUUGAAGGAACUUGGGCUGGAAUACUUACAGUUUAUCGUCAGGAUUAUGCGGACUACAUUAAAGCGAGGGUAUGAGCUGCAUGUGCUCGGGUAUACAUUGAAUUUCAUUUUGUCAAAGCUUCUUUCAACUCCUGUUAGUAGUGGUAAGCUGGAUUACUGUUUGGAAGAUCUCUUGUCUAUAGUAGAGAAUGAUAUUCUUGGAGAUCUUGCCGAGGAAAAAGAGGUUGAAAAGAUUGCUUCAAAAAUGAAAGAAACUCGGAAGAGGAAGUCUUUUGAAACCCUAAAAUUGAUUGCCCAGAGUGUUACAUUCAAAAGCCAUGCGUUGAAAGUACUUUCCCCUGUUACGUCUCAGUUGCAGAAACAUCCAACACCAAAAGUGAAAACAAAACUGGAAAGCAUGUUAAGUCACAUAGCCGCUGGUAUUGAAUGCAAUCCUUCAGUAGAUCAGACAGACUUAUUUAUCUUUAUAUUUGGUCUCAUAGAAGAUGGGAUUAAAAGUGAGAUGAGUAAGGGCGAUAAUUUAUCAAUUCCAGGGGCAGAUGGACAUCAAAAAAAUGAAGCAGGUGGGAAAAAUAUUUCUUCAGGUCGAGUUAAAGGUGCUAAGUCUCUGUGUUCGCAUCUUAUUAUGGUCUUUGCUCUUGGAAUAUUGCAUAAAAGUGUGAAGAAUAUCGGGAAAAAUGAUUUGCCGGUGUUAUCGAUGCUAGAUCCUUUUGUUGCAUUGCUAGGAAGCUGCCUGAAUUCCAAGUAUGAAGAGGUUGUGUCUGCAGCUCUUAGAUGCCUUAUUCCGCUGGUAAGAUUGCCUUUACCGUCCAUUGGAUUCCAAGUUGAUAAAAUUAAAAGAGCUCUCUUUGAUAUUGCCCAAAGUACGGUAAAUACCAGCAGUUCUUUAAUGCAGUCAUGCUUACAAUUGUUGACUGUGCUUCUGGGAGGAACUAAAGCCACCCUUUCCUCUGAAGAGCUUCAUUUGUUAAUUCAGCUUCCACUUUUUGUUGAUCUAGAAAGAAAUCCCUCUUUUGUUGCCCUUUCACUUUUGAAGGCUAUUGUUAACCGUAAGCUAGUUGUUCCUGAAAUAUACGAUCUAGCAACACGAGUUGCGGAAUUGAUGGUAACAAGCCAGGAAGAACCAAUACGCCAAAAAUGCAGUCAGAUUUUGUUGCAAUUCUUGCUUGAUUAUCGUCUUUCUAGAAAGCGUCUUCAACAACAUUUGGAUUUCCUGCUUUCUAAUCUGAGGUAUGAACACUCAAGUGGAAGAUUAGCUGUGCUUGAAAUGCUUCACACAAUUAUUGUUAAGUUUCCAAAAACUGUUCUGGAUAAUCAUUCACAGACACUAUUUAUCCAUUUGGUCGUUUGCUUGGCUAACGAUCAGGAUAAUGAAGUUCGUUCCAUGACUGGCACUGCUAUAAAACGUCUGAUUAGUUGUAUAAGUGCACGCUCACUUCAUUCAAUUCUUGAAUUCAGUUUAUCUUGGUAUUUGGAUAAGAAGUCGCAACUUUGGGGUGCUGCAGCACAGGUUCUGGGGUUAUUAGUUGAAGUUAUGAAGAAAGAAUUUGAAAAACAUAUCAGCAGCUUAUUGCCGAGGGCUAGAACUAUUUUCAAGUCUGCCAUCAGUGAAGUUACCAAUAGGUCGCAAGAUUAUACUGAUGAAUCUACUAUUCCCUUUUGGAAGGAGGCCUAUUAUUCACUGAUUAUGUUGGAAAAAAUUCUGCACGAGUUCCCUGAUUUAUGCUUUGAACGUGAUCUUGAGGAUAUAUGGGAAAUAAUUUGUGAACUUCUUUUGCAUCCCCACAUGUGGUUACGAGAUGUUGCAAGUCGCCUAGUAGCAUUCUACUUUUCUACUAUAACAGAGGCCAGCGGGAAAAAUCAAGAGAAACCCAUUCAAAGUUAUUUUCUUAUGAGGCCAAGUAGAUUAUUUAUGAUAGCUGUUUCCUUCUGUUGCCAACUGAAGGCAAAAAUCAGCAAUGAUGCUGCAAGCAACCUGAUUGAGCAAAAUCUCGUCUUCACUAUCUGUGGUGUGCACUCUUUGAUGGGACAACUGGAGUGUGGAGAACCUCAGAAGUUUUGGUCAGCCCUUGAACCGAAUGAGCAGGGUUAUUUUCUUAAAGCAUUGAAGUUGCUUCAUUCAGGGAAAGGACAGGGCAUGUUUUUGUCUUUUACAUCUGGCGUAUUUGAUAAAAAAGACGAUGCAUGUCCUAAGGACAUUAGGCACUUACUUGUGUCCAACCUGCUUAAAAAGAUGGGAAAGAUUGCCCUUCAAAUGGAGGAUGUUCAGAUGAAAAUUGUCCUCAAUAGUUUCAGCAAAAUCUGUUGUCAAAUUACUCAGGAAGACCGACUACUGUAUGCCUAUGAAAUCCUGCUGCCCUUGUAUAAAGUUUGCGAAGGAUUUGCUGGAAAAGUGAUCUCAGAUGAUAUUAUGCGAUUAGUGAAGGAAGUUUCUGACCGUCUACGAGAAAAGUUGGGCAUCCAAACAUUUGUGCAAGUUUAUGGGGAGAUCAGGAAAUCCUUGAAGAUGAAAAGGGAUAAAAGGAAACGAGAAGAGAAGAUAAUGGCUGUUGUAAAUCCUGAGCGAAAUGCCAAGAGAAAACUGAGGAUUGCCGCAAAACAUCGUGUCCACAAGAAAAGGAAGAUAAUGACGAUGAAAUUUGGACGAUGGAUUUAGAAAGCCCCAACAUAAAAGAAACAAAAAAGUGUUGCUCAUCGUCAUCGUUGAAAACCACAAUCAUCUUCAUUUCACUGGAUGAUUCUCUUCAAGUACCCGUUUCUCAUUGACAAACUUCCAGUUUCGCCUGCGAGAAGCAAUGAGAGGCUUUUAGUUUUGUCAGUCUACUUGAAAAUCAUGACGCAGUCGCCGACCUUGGUAAUAGUUUUGGAAUGACCAUUUUUUUAUUUCUUUGUAUGCAUGUUUGUCAUAUUGAAAUUUUGACCCAACGUGCAUGUAUGUACAGGUUAAGAUUAAAUACAAAUAUUUCCCAGAGCAAAAAAAAAAAAAAAAAAAAAAAAAAAAAAA
Molecule: messenger RNA, 8684 nt
Organism: Morus notabilis
Lineage: Eukaryota; Viridiplantae; Streptophyta; Magnoliopsida; Rosales; Moraceae
Product: small subunit processome component 20 homolog
Exons: 31
Coding region: 219-8336 (2705 amino acids)
Cellular component (GO): small-subunit processome; nucleolus; 90S preribosome
Source: RefSeq, a predicted model, not a curated record